This is a messenger RNA of Diaporthe batatas, 1599 nucleotides long. RefSeq lists its product as uncharacterized. NCBI's taxonomy places the organism in Eukaryota, Fungi, Ascomycota, Sordariomycetes, Diaporthales, Diaporthaceae. Gene Ontology annotation, biological process: rRNA processing. The transcript has 4 exons. Gene Ontology annotation, cellular component: nucleus. The record is from RefSeq and is a predicted model, not a curated record. Bases 53 to 1078 code for a protein of 341 amino acids.
GUGCAAUCAAGAUAUAAAUGCCCGAGACUGACCUUGUUCCAAUGAAGUCAAAAUGGGCUCAAGCGCUAGGAAGAAGAAGGAAAAGAAGAAGGACUUUCAGAAACCCAAGUUGAAGGUCGGCAAGGCAAAGCCGAAGUCUUCAAAUUUUACAGAUACGAGCUUCCAGUCAAAAUCUAUUGUGGUCAACCAACAGUCCCUCUCGGAGACAGCCCCUGACGAUGUUGCUUUAUUCAAGCACAACCUGUCGUUAGCCACCUCCAGGACUGACAAACAACGGCGCGAGGCCCUCUCACACCUCGUCAGCCAGCUCACGUCAACACCGCCAAAGAACCCAGUCGGUGCAUACGUUCUUCUCGACAAAUUGUUGCCACUGAUCACCGAUAGUUCGUCAGCCAUCCGCAGCAGUCUCCUGAAACUGUUCCAGGCAAUCCCAUACUACGAGAUUCAGCCUCAUGCGGAUAAGGUCGUCAAAUGGGUCCGCCUAGGGAUGCUGCACCUCUCGGCCGAGGUAAGGGACGACGCGCUCAAGUUCAUGGACUGGCUACUCGAUGUCGCGGUUGACCAGCUCUUGGAACUUGCCGGCGGCUGGACCAAGACCCUCGAUGCUUUCGUGGCGAUGAUGGGCUGGAGGAACGCUGCCACGACAUCCGCCACCGCCGCCGGUAAAGGCUGGAGCUCCGCGCCGAAGACGACAUUUGGGGCGGACAAGGGCGGGUCCGCGUACGCGCACCAGAUGGCAGCCCUGGCCAGGUUCAUCCAGCUGGGCCUGCAGAAGCCACCGCCAGUAAAGCCAUGGACUGAUACUCAGUACUGGGACCAGGUCUACAGGCUGCCUGAGGGGCCGAACCCAUUCGGCUAUCUGCAGCUGUUUGGCCCGCCGCAGGAUGGCGAGAUUUGCGCAGACACAGAAUCGAGGCUACGUGCUCUGUGGCCCUUGAAAGAUACCAUGGAGAAGAAGACUGUGCAGGCGAGUGUGGAGGGUGGACCAGCAGGACGGGCGGCCACGGACUUGGCUAAGGCCCUGGAGGAGGGCUUCAAGGGAUAUGAACACGACGAGCUCGAGGAAUUGGACUGGUGAUCGGUGGUCGCUUUUAAGGUUGACGCAGCAAGGUGAUCACGUGUAUAGUGCCUUGCAGCUGUGGAAAUGUUCAUAGGGUCAGGUAUGCGUAUCCACCCUCAUACAGCAUUCAUUUCAAUGAUGAUGCAUCUUUGAUUCCGCUAUUCCUGACGUAUGUGAAUUUUUUUGUACGUGCCUCUAGACAAGUCCUCACUUUACAAGCCCUGGGAGUUUUCAUAGGAAUUGAAACUUGUGUAAUGUCCUGUUACUGUCUAGGCUUCCUCUCCCGUCGUCCCAAAUUGCCUCACCCAACGCAAAGCCGUCUUCGCGUCGUGGUUUCACUAGCCAGGCAUUGGGGAAUUCAUCCUCCGGCAUCUAUUUACGCAGGGUAUCAGGUCAUUAGUCUCAAAGGUGCUGUCUGCUUGGUCAGGUUUUGUACAAAGGGCCAACUCAGUUUCCACCUUCCACCUCCCCUCCAGACCUAUUGUUCAGGUACUAGGUACCAGCUCUGCCAGCUCUUGCCCAGACCCACAGUGACCUGC